Brenthis ino (lesser marbled fritillary) is the source of this 1026-nucleotide messenger RNA. The record is from the annotation of a GenBank genome assembly. Lineage: Eukaryota; Metazoa; Arthropoda; Insecta; Lepidoptera; Nymphalidae.
AUGGAAUGUAAAAUAUGUUCCGAUAUACUAAAAUGCGAAGAGACAUUGAAAUGUGCGACUUGUUUAGGUUGUUUUCAUUAUUCUUGCGCUGGUUUAAAGGAUAAUGAUUUUAAAAAAAUACUUCCCAUGAAUAAAGCUAGAUGGAAGUGUUCAACCUGUAAACUUUUAAAGAAAGGCAGUAGUAAUAUUAGCCCUAGAUUAACUGCUGUAUCUUCUGAUAGCGUCUGCGCGAGUACUACCCAACUUCAAUCACAAUCAGCUCAUGAUAACAGUAUAAAAUCAAUGAUUGCUCAUUUUGAUGAUCGCUUCAACAGUCUGCAUUCUGCAAUGGAAUCAUUUAAAGGUUUUAUUACUGAAGAAUUUCGCAAGCUCUCUGAAACUGUCAGUUCGUGGUCUACGAAAAUUUCAUUCAUUGAGACCUCUAUUAACUCCGUUGUAGAUCGAAUAAAUGACAUGGACAGAGAAAUAUCUAAAAUAGAUAACUACCGGACUGAACUUGAACAGUUGACUCUAAAGUUUAAAGAACUAUCUGAAAAUACUAUAAGAAAUGACCAAUGGGUUCGUCGAUCUAAUAUCCAAAUAAACGGGGUACCCCAUAAAAAAGGCGAAAAUUUAUUACAAAUCGUUAAAAAUUUGGCGUCUAAAAGUGGGUUUUCAAUUAAUCUGGACACGGACAUAGACUUUGUUACCAGGGUAGCUGUAAAAAACGACACUGCCGACAGUAAACCGCGCCCAAUUAUCCUAAAAAUGCAAGCGCGUUACAAAAAAGACGAUUUUCUCGCAUCAGUGCGUAAGUUAAAAGGAUUACGGGCGUGCGAUAUUGGUUUCACUGGUGUUAUGAAUCCAAUAUAUGCUAAUGACCAUCUAUCCACAUAUAAUAAAGCUCUGCUAAAUGAAGCUAAACGUAGAUGUAAGGAGAAGAGCUACUUGUACUGCUGGGUCCGUAAUUGUACAGUUAUGGUUCGUAAAAGUGACAGCUCUCCAGUCAUACAUAUCACUUCAAACGAAUGUUUAAAAAAAAUUUCA